GAAGGCUGUAGGCGGUUUCCAGGCGACGGCGGUCAAAAUUCGCCUCAAAGAAAAAAAGAAAAACCUCAAGGAAAAAAAAAGUUUUCCCGCGGUGCCACUGAAACCUCGCGCGGACACCACUCCACUGCUUAGGCGAUCUCCACGUGAACGCGGGCAUCGUCCGAGCGCUGUUGGCUACGUACGGUGCGAAAGAAGUUCAACAACAACUGCCCCCAACAGGAUUCGUAAUGGUGGCCGGGGGCUACUGGGAGGCGGGCGGGCUGGCUGUGCUGGUGGCCGCCUGCUAUUACAACAGCCUGCACUGCGGCUUUGUGUUCGACGACAUCUCGGCGAUCCGCGACAACAAAGAUCUCCGGCCGUCUACGCCGCUCGUCAACCUCCUGCGCAAUGACUUCUGGGGCACGCCCAUGGCGGAGGAGAAGAGCCACAAGUCUUACCGACCGCUCACGGUGUUCACCUUCCGCCUGAACUACAUGGUGAGCGGCCUGGAUCCCGCAAGCUACCACGCAGUGAACGGCGUGCUGCACUGGCUCGUGUGCGUGCUGUACCUGCGCGCAUGCCGCCUCCUGCUGAGUCCCGGUGCCAGUCGUGUCGCCGCAGCCCUGUUCGCCUUGCACCCGGUGCACACCGAGGCCGUAACAGGUGUAGUGGGAAGAGCUGAGCUCCUGUCUUCCAUAUUCUUCCUGUCCGCCUUCCUGACCUACACCAAGUCCAAGGGACCCAAAAAUUCCAUUGUGUGGUGGCCGAUCACGCUGACGGUUCUCCUCGUGGCGCUCGCCACUCUCUGCAAGGAGCAGGGUCUCACCGUCAUCGGCGUCUGCUGCGUCUAUGAAGUCUUCGUCGCUCAAGGCCUGACGCUGCGCGAUGUGCUGAGUGCAGCACGCGCAGUUGUGGUGAGCGAGAAGGGAGGCGGCACUGGGCUGCCCCCGUGGGUGCGCACCACCGCUGCCAAACUGCUGGUCCUUGUGUCCAGCACACUGCUUCUACUGCUGCUGCGAGUGCAGGUCAUCCAGUCGCAGUUGCCUGUCUUCACCAAGUUCGACAACCCGGCAGCCGUGAGCGGCUGGCCUGCACGCCAGCUCACCUACAACUACCUGCUGCCACUCAACGCGUGGCUGCUGCUGUGUCCCGCUACACUCUGCUGCGACUGGACCAUGGGCACGGUGCCGCUGCUGGUGACGCUUGCCGACCCCCGCAACAUGGCCACGCUGGCGAUGUACGCCGCGCUCGGCUGCCUGGCUCAACGCGCCCUCACUGGUGACCGGGCGCUCGCCAUGGCUCUGUCUCUGCUGGUGCUGCCUUUCAUCCCAGCCUGCAACCUCUUCUUCCCCGUGGGGUUUGUCGUGGCAGAGCGCGUUCUCUAUGUGCCCAGCAUGGGCUUCUGCAUGGUCGUGGCCAUGGGAUGGUACAGGCUGUCUCACCUCAGGGCCGUGCGCGUGCUGACGUGGGCUGGCCUGGUCCUCCUGCUGGCGACGCAUGCCGUCAAGACCGUGCACCGCAACGGCGACUGGGAGACGGAGUACACGCUUUUCACGUCGGCGCUCAAGGUGAACAAAAACAACGCGAAGCUGUGGAACAACGUGGGCCACUCGCUGGAGAAUCAGAUGAACUACACGGGGGCACUGAACUACUUCCUUCAGGCGGCGCGCGUCCAGCCCGAUGAUGUCGGUGCGCACAUGAACGUGGGCCGCACUUUCAAGAAUCUGAAUCGCACGCGGGAGGCCGAGGACGCCUACACACAGGCCAAGGCGCUCAUGCCGCAGGUGGUGCCAGGCAGGAAGUAUUCAGCGCGAGUGGCUCCAAAUCACCUGAACGUGUACCUGCACCUGGCGAGCAUCAUUCGCACCAACGAGUCUCGCCUGCAGGAGGCCGACUCGCUGUACCGCCAGGCCAUUGCCAUGCGGCCCGACUUCACGCAGGCCUACAUCAGCCGUGGGGAGCUGCUGCUGAAGAUGCAGCGGCUGCCAGAGGCGCGCGCGGCAUACGAAAAGGCCGUGGCGCUGGACGGGGACAACGCCGACCUCUGGUACAACCUGGCCAUUGUACACAUCGAGCUGCGGCAGCCGCGCGACGCCCUCGCCCACUUUGAGCGCGCGCUCGCCCUCAAGCCAGCGCACCGCCUCGCGCUCUUCAACUCCGCCCUGCUCAUCCAGGAGACUGGUGCCAGCGAUCUGCUGGAGGAGGCUCACGGGCGGCUCCUGCGCUACGCCGAACUGGAGCCCUCCGACGAGAAGGCCUACUUCAACCUGGGCAUGGUGGCCACCGACAUGGGCCGCGCAGACGAGGCGGAGCGCUGGCUCCGGCGCGCCGUCGCCCUGCGGCCCGACUUCCGCGGCGCGCUCUUCAACCUGGCGCUGCUGCUGGUGCAGUCGCGGCACGAGCUGGACGCGCUGCCCGUGCUCGAGCAGCUGCUGGAGCACCACCCGCAGCACGCCAAGGCGCUGGUGCUGCAGGGCGACGUGCUGCUGAACCGGCGGGGUGACGCGGCCGGCGCCAGGCGCGCCUUCCAGCGGGCGCUGGCCGCCGAGCCGGGCAACUCGCAGGCCAAGCACAACCUGUGCGUAGUGAUGUUCGAGGAGGGCGAGCUAGCGCGUGCACACGACUGCCUGCGCGAGGCGCUGGCCAUGGCGCCUGACGAGGAGUACAUCCGGCGUCACCUCGCCGUCGUGGCUGCAAAGCUCGCCGAGCACGAGCGGCAGCAGCACCAGCAGCAGAACCAGCAGCAGAACCAGCAAGAGCAACAGCAGCAUCAGCAGCAGGAGGAGGUGCGCAAUCGGCAGCAACAACAGAAUCGACAGAAACCGCCGAACCAGCGAGAGCAGGAGCAGAAUGAUUACGUAGAGCAGCAUCGGGAGAGUCAUCAGCAGCAGCAGAGUAGUGAUGAUGUCGGAGAGGAACCGUCGGGGAUGAGGAGUCACCGACGAGAUAGUGAUAGCCUGAGCCCACAGGCAGAGAAUGAUGGGAGGAAGCUCAAGGAGGAUGUGGAUGGGACGAGCGAGGCCCCUGCUGGGCGGGCCCAGGACAUUGAGCGGAAGCGCAGAGAAGCGCUGAAGCGGCUGGAGGAGAUAGAGCGAGCGUUAGAUGGCAUCUAGGGGAUAGUCCGGGACGGGAGUUCUCAACCCAUGGGCCUGCUGAGAAUCUGGAGGAUGCAAGCACCAAUAGUGAGGAUUCAGACAAGGCUGCGUAACUUUGCACACAGGUAGCUUUUUUGUUGUUACAAAGCCAAGACAAAGUUGACUGUACAGGCGACCCCCGCACCUUCGACCUAAGUCGAACCCCUAUUUCCCAUAGGCGCAAUAUUAUACAUUGGAGUUGCAUUCUUGGUAAACCCAUUACAUACCAUGUAAUACAAACAUUUACCACGAAAAUUUAUGAAAACAACCCGAACAAACAUUAUUGUAACUUAAAAUAACCUUUACACACAUUUAUUAAGUAAAAACAGACACUUAUAUUUGAAAAUCCUCAAGUACUUUUCUGCAUCUUCUUUUAAGCCGUAGCGAAAGGUGAAAAAAAAAUUUUUUUCUAAAUUUACAGAGAAUUUACGAAGAAGUGAGGAGCGAUGUGAAAGAGAUGCUGCGUUUGCUCUCGGUGCAGCUGCAGACUGUCGGGCGAGACUGUACAUAGGCAUUCAGCAGAAGAACAAAGCAGCGCUACCUGGUGACGAUUGUGCCCAUAACACGCGCAGAUUUGUUGCCAACCGACUCGGUGUCGGUAGCAGCUGUUAGGUGGUCGUAGAUACGAGUUUUGGUCGUUACUGUGGGGGUCUUAAUUACUAUAACAAAGGUCGUAAAAGCGGAGGGUCACAAGUCGAGCCGGCGUAAGUCGGGGGUCACAUGUAAUUAAGAACAAGGCUCUGUUGUCAACCUAUGUCGCGUUGUCUGCAUUAUUUUAUUAGGCAAUUCUAAUGCGGUAAAUAUGUAGCAUUAUUGACAGGCUAGCCAUUAAUGACUGUGGGGUCAUUAUCUGGCAUGAUGCGCUUUUCCCAUAAGUCAGUUGAACGUUGUGGCGUCGUGUAGGGCUGUGGAUGCCACAGUAACUACGAUCACAGGAAGCUGCAUCACAGGAAGUUGUCACAUCACUCCGAUGGUGAGAAAUCACCCUGUACAAAUGUUCUACUUGUGGGCUAUGCUUAGGAGGUUCACAGAAUUUCUAUAAUCAUUGGUCAUUAUUUAUCGAGCAGAUGAGCAACUGAGUUUCAAGGCCUUUUGUUUUAAGGAGAGCUGCUUCGGAUGUUGGACAAUCCCUCAUGAGUAUUAUUGUGUGCACUAGAUGGAACUGAAGUAUCUGGAGAAGAUGCAUGCAGACGAGGAGAACGCACUAAAAUAAAUCCAUCGUGGGCGUAAGUCGGGAAUCUACUUCCUGUGCUGCCUCUUUCGGUCAACCUUGAUGUCACCUGCAGAUUGGACACCUCAAGAUCACCGUGUUCUAUGCACAGUCCGCCGCCAAUCCCACCUUUGUUAUCUUUACCACUCAACAAAGUGCUCAGGGGUCUGCACGGCAUCUUUGAGUCGGCGCCCCUUCACGCCUACUUCUGCAACCCUAAAUGAUAAUAUAACACUAUUCUACACAACACUAAUUGCUUCCUGUCGCUGUUGCAAAAUGAACAUCUGACCUGUAAGCACUGCUGUCACAGUCUCAUCAUUGCUAUCCUGUCUGGCUUCAGUCUUCCCAUUGAUCACCAACAUCCAGUGCCUGUAUCGGUAAUUUCCCCUGUAUUCGUCAUGUACGUGGGCCAUACCAACCGCAACCUCUUUUACCUUUCAUAAAGUCCUGGCCUGAUACAUUUCGCGAAGAA
This is a messenger RNA of Lethenteron reissneri (Far Eastern brook lamprey), 4795 nucleotides long. RefSeq names its product transmembrane O-mannosyltransferase targeting cadherins 3 (gene TMTC3). Gene Ontology annotation, cellular component: endoplasmic reticulum. Gene Ontology annotation, biological process: protein O-linked glycosylation via mannose. Lineage: Eukaryota; Metazoa; Chordata; Hyperoartia; Petromyzontiformes; Petromyzontidae. The record is from RefSeq and is a predicted model, not a curated record. Gene Ontology annotation, molecular function: protein binding; mannosyltransferase activity.